Molecule: messenger RNA, 2648 nt
Organism: Chanos chanos (milkfish)
Lineage: Eukaryota; Metazoa; Chordata; Actinopteri; Gonorynchiformes; Chanidae
Gene: riok3
Product: RIO kinase 3 (yeast)
Exons: 13
Coding region: 372-1895 (507 amino acids)
Biological process (GO): protein phosphorylation
Molecular function (GO): protein serine/threonine kinase activity; ATP binding
Source: RefSeq, a predicted model, not a curated record
AUAAGUCUCAGAGUGUAACCAAAUAGUCGAGUUGACUCUUAACUCGUUUUAGACUGUUCUAUUUAUUAUUAUUCGCGUAUUGUAAUUUGACAUUAAGUCUAAGGUAGCACGUGCAUACAUAAUACUUGGAGAUAAGCUAUCCUAGCCACCUCCGUGAGAUGACUAAAUCGUACCACCGAUUAGGACUACUUUAUCUAGCUACCGCUUAGCAGCAGAUACUACUAACGUAACACUCUAAGUCAAAAGUGAAAGGUUAGCUUCCCAGUCUUCACGCUUCACUUUACCUCUUGCCACCGGGUUGUACAGCGGUCUGCGUUUAGCUGAUCAAGUUGUUUUUUAGUCUGAAUUACAUCAUUCAUUCGAACAGAAGUAUGGAUCAAGUAGAAAUCUCUAGCAUUUCCAAAGAAACAAAGAGUCCGUGGGGAGCGCCGGCUGUAACAGCAACUCCUUGCUCCCUGGCCGAUGUCAUGAGUGAACAGCUGGCCAAGCAGCUGCAUGAGGAGUGCAGCUCUUUCCCCAUAUGUCCAGACGUUAACCUGGAUUUGAUCAGCUCAGAAGACAAUGACACGUCCAGUGACCUGAUGCUGGCCCAGAUGCUGCAGAUGGAAUUUGACAGGGAGUUUGACACCCAGCUGCGCAGAGAAGAGAGGAAAUUUAAUGGAGACAGCAAAGUGUCUAUAUCCUUUGAGAACUUCCGUAAAGUUCAUCCGUUUGAGGACAGUGAGAGCUCUGAGGGUGAGGUGGAUUGGCAGGACACUCGGAGUGACCCGUACCGCCGAGAUAAGCCGACAACUACCCCAAAGAAAGGCUUUGUGGGGAAAGGCAAGAACAUCACUACCAAACAUGACGAGGUCUUGUGUGGACGGAAGAACACUGCACGCAUGGAGAAUUUUGCCCCAGAGGUGCAGGUGGGAGAUGGAAUCAGCAUGGACCUGAAACUGUCCAAUCAGGUUUACAAUGCCCUCAAGCGCCACUGCACAGCGGAGGAGCGUCGCAGUGCACGGCUGCAUGAGAAGAAAGAACACUCCACUGCCGAGCAAGCUGUGGACUCCAAGACCAGACUCCUGAUGUAUAAGAUGGUGAAUGCGGGCAUUCUGGACACCAUAAACGGCUGUAUCAGCACAGGGAAGGAGUCUGUGGUCUUUCACGCCAAUGGGGGCAGCAUUGAGGAACAGACUGUUCCAGAGGAGUGUGUUCUCAAAGUGUUUAAGACAACACUCAAUGAGUUCAGGAAUCGAGACAAGUACAUUAAGGAUGACUAUCGUUUCAAAGACCGCUUCAGCAAACUAAACCCGCGCAAGAUUAUUCAUCUGUGGGCAGAGAAGGAGAUGCACAACUUGGCCAGAAUGAAGAAAGUGGGAAUUCCUUGCCCAGAUGUUGUAAUUCUGAAGAAGCAUAUUUUGGUGAUGUCUUUCAUUGGGCAAAAUCACGUCCCUGCACCCAAACUGAAGGAUGCACAACUGAACAGUGAGGACAUGAUGAAGGCCCAUGAUCAAGUUCUCCAAAUGAUGCUGCAGCUGUAUAAGGAGUGUAACCUCAUUCAUGCUGACCUCAGUGAAUACAACAUGCUCUGGCACAAUGGACAGGUGUGGCUGAUUGAUGUGAGCCAGUCUGUGGAGCCCACUCAUCCCCAUGGCCUGGAGUUCCUGUUUCGUGACUGCAGAAACGUGUCCAACUUUUUUCAGAAAGCCGGUGUGCCAGACGUCAUGAGUGUCUAUGACCUCUUUAACUUUGUGUCUGGACAGCAGAUCAGCUGUGAUAACGAGGCUGAGUUCCUGGCCCAGAUUGAAGCCUUGGAGAAAAUGAAUGAGGACCAUGUGCAGAAGCGCACUAAGAAGGUCGCCCUGGCCACCAAUGAGGACGGACCCCCUGCCUUAAGCGACGACGACGAUUAACACCACGACCAAGAGACCAAGCACUCAGACGACAUGGGAGACACACUCUGUGUGGUCACUAGUCCUGAUGAGGUGUGGAGAGGGGAGGAGGCACACGUGAGAGUGACUUAAAUCUUCACUCUCAGGUGGCUGCCCACCCCAGCACCCUCACAUUCCCUAUCUAGCACUGGUGCCCUGUCAGCAUCAAACCCCUGACGGCAAGCCAAGUAACCAUCAAGUGCACUCCCCACACAAUUACACAAAAAAAACAAAAACAACAAAAAAAAUCAGCCCUGGUUUGAACUGGCUGAUGAGCAUUGCUUGGGGAAUUCGAGACUGUAUGGUUAAAGUGAUAUGAAGUGUGAGUGACAGACUCAAGUGAUUUCAGUGGUGUAGCACGAAAGACUUGCAUCAUUAUUCAGCUUCUCUUGCAUAAUUAUUGAGCAGAUAAACCCUGGCACCCCAGUGGGAUGGUUAGAAUUGACUUUUUUUUGUUUUGAGUGAGAUGCAGUGAUUUAUGCUGAUUAAAAAAAGAAAACCAUCUCAAGUCUCCAUGUACAGUCCCACUGCUGGUAUGUAGCCCAGUUGCUGCUCUUUCCUGAAAAGGUUAUCACAUGACAAAGUUUUUCUAAGGCUUAACCAAACCAGACCGGUGUGUUUGAGAUUCACUUUGAGAGGUUAACAGCUUCUGUUGAUACUGUUUUGAGAAUUAUGAAUCUGGGGUUCCUUUUGUGCAUGUGGUAUUUUGUGGUCUUUUAAACCUGUAGGUGAAGG